AUGGAAACCUUUAACUACAUAAACCUUCGCAUUAAAAAGGUGAAAAAUGACGACCUUGUGCAAGCUUUGCGGGGUCAGAAGAUCCCUCGAGCCCUUGGCGACGAGAGGACAAGAAGAUGCGUAAUUCGUGGUAUACGAUAUCACCAGGGCUUUGGAACCCAGCUUCGUGGGCUUCUUCCCGAAUUCACUCGCUCCCUCAAUGCAAGAAGUAUCAUGAGCAAUGAAAUACCUGAUAUGAACCCAGAAUGUCCUGAAGCAUUUCCCUACUGUAUCUGGCAUCCCGAUACAGCGUCAGAGGCAACCUAUCGCGAACUAGCCAAGCGCUAUCCUCACAUGAAAUACUUGGUUGGUCGUGCAUGUGCCGUGGCAGGAUACACAGAUCUUUUUCACGAGUUGGAGCUGCUACCUGAAUGUCAUAUUGCCGAAGAAGCACGCGAGAGCGGUCACAUGGCGAUCUUUGAUGCUAUCAUGAAAGCUGGUACCAAGUACAAUGCCAUGGACGAUUAUACCAGAGAGAUAUUUACUCCGGUUCCUGGAAAUCUUAACGGUGAUACGGCCAUUCGGUCAUAUCUCGAUAUUCGAUUCGCAUUUGACAAGGGAUGGCUCCCGUCAAGCUACCAUGGCCUCCACUGGGCGAUGGAUGAUGAUUAUUGCGACAUCUGCGAAGACCGGCGUGUGGAUGAGUUUGACACGGACCCUGAGACCACGCCUUUUGCGAUCAAAGACGAGAAGAUUUUGCCAAUGCUCUACAUGCCACUUCCAGCCGACCUUCCAACUCUCAACAAAGACCUCCUGAUUCUCACCGCGGCGUUCUACGGUGAUAUCGAUCGAUAUGCUCGCCUUCGACGACCCAACACGGUCCGCUCAGAACUUGGUUGUUUGUUACGAGGGAUCUAUAACAACACCAUGUUUGCCAUGUGGUGCUCACUCCAAACGGGCCCCACAUUCCAGUACAAUGGUAUCAAGGCUGCUAUCCAUGCCCGAUUUAUCAUGAACGGUGAUUUGUCGCGCAUCACCACAGACACUCCUAAUGAAGAGCUGCCGUAUCUUCUCUGGUACCCAUCCAUCCCACGAAAGUCGGUACUCCGAGAGCUAUUCCGGCGUCAACCGACAAUGAAACCCGCCAUUGCAAGAACUUGCAUCAUCGCCGACUACGAGGACCUCUAUGGUCUCCUUGAUGUAGAUCCGGAUACCGAAAUAAUGGACGAUGCUCGCGAUAGCCCGAACCCUCACUAUAUCCAGGAUUUGGAAGCUAAGAUCCCUGAUCGUGGCUACAGACCCUUCCCUCACGGGAUCACCUACGAGAUACCACGAAAACUGAAAAUGUUCGAAUAUCCACCCUCACACCUGUGGAUAAACUUUGCAGACUCGGGCCCAAGUAUCGAAGACGACGGUAUAUCCUACAAUGGUAGUAUCGUACGUUUUAACUCGCUACAAUUGUCAGUAUCGGCCCCAGAGUCACUCAAGCAACUCGUCACAGAGACACAUUGUGCAAUUGAGAUUGAUGAAUAUUAUGACUCCCUGAGACAUGAGAUACAGGUCCACGAACGCCUGGGCAACAACGAAGGGAUUGCUCCGCUCACCUGCCCGUCUGAAUAUAGGACUGGGGUGGCCUUCGCGAAAGAAAACAAUCUCGAGUCUUACAUCGGUACCCACCCGGAGCCAGAAGAGUCCUUCAAGACAGAUUGGAUUCUCUCUCUCACCAGAACUUUAUCACAUGCGCACUCCCACAGGGUGUUUAUUGUUAAUCUCUAUCUCAGCAAUAUCUUGGUUAUACAAGAUGAACUGAAGCUUACGAACUUUAGCGAGUCUAUCUUGUUACCACCAACGGCCCAAAUGGAUACCGUAUGCGAGGACAGUUUGACUGCUAAGAUUGAGAUCCUUCAACUUGGUUGGAUUAUCUACUCGAUUGCUACUUGGCGCGUUCAUACUUAUCGUUUCUUCAAUCGGCUUAAUACAACUUGGCCAACCCUCGAAUCGUUUCCUUCUACGGAUGAUCUUUUCUGUGACCUCAUCGUCAGAAAGUGUUGGCGUGAAGAAUACGAUAGCAUGGAUGCCUUGAAUGAGGAAGCGCAUUCUUCAUUGAAGAUUUGCAAGGAAGGCUAA
Messenger RNA from Penicillium robsamsonii, 2106 nucleotides. RefSeq lists its product as uncharacterized. The transcript has a single exon. The coding region runs from base 1 to 2106 and encodes 701 amino acids. The record is from RefSeq and is a predicted model, not a curated record. Lineage: Eukaryota; Fungi; Ascomycota; Eurotiomycetes; Eurotiales; Aspergillaceae.